UCCAGGUUACCUACGACCGACUCCGGACGCUGGCCUACUACGACACCGACCUGUUCAUCGUCUGCUUCUCGUUGGUCAAUCCGACGUCAUUCGAGAACCUCAGCACUCGGUGGAUGACCGAACUGAAGGAGUACCGUCCGAACACUCCCUUUAUGCUGGUCGGUACUCACUUGGACCUCCGAGAGAAACUCCAGAACGAAACUCCCAGAACCAGCAACAACAACAAACACAACAACAACAAUAACAACAACAACACCAAAAACAGACAGCAUCACAACCAUCUCCAUCAGCAUCGUCAUGACGAUGAUGAGGAGGAAGACUGCAACAACAAGAACAAUAUUGAUGAUGCUUCUGAGGUGCCACAGUUUCCUCAUCCCUCCGCUCAUCAUUUUCAUCACCGUAAUUCUCACCAUGGUUACCAUUCUCAUUAUUUACGAUCCGCCCGUCGUCGUUUCUCGUGGAUGGACGGUUCCGGUCCUUCGUCGACGGCGUUCGUGUCAAAGCGGAAGGCGUCGAAGUGGUCCAAGCGCCACGGCGCGGCGGGCUACGUCGAGUGCUCUUCGGUGACGGGCGAAGGCGUCGACGACGUGUUCCAGGUCGCCCUCGACCGCGUGUUGGCGCCGAAGAAGGAGAGUUACUUUCGGAAGUCUUUGCGGAAAUUCUUCUGGAAAGUUUGACGGGUUUUGAAGGUGAGAACAAGGGUGAAUUAAAAUUGGAGGAGGGGAGGGGUAGAUGAGGAAGAGGAGGAGGAGAUAUGGAGAGACAAAACAAACAAAAAUGAUAAAAUGAUUUAAUACACUAUAC
Octopus sinensis (East Asian common octopus) is the source of this 804-nucleotide messenger RNA. Its product is annotated as myb-like protein A. The transcript has a single exon. Gene Ontology annotation, biological process: small GTPase-mediated signal transduction. NCBI's taxonomy places the organism in Eukaryota, Metazoa, Mollusca, Cephalopoda, Octopoda, Octopodidae. The coding region runs from base 114 to 677 and encodes 187 amino acids. The record is from RefSeq and is a predicted model, not a curated record. Gene Ontology annotation, molecular function: GTPase activity; GTP binding.